CAGCUCACUUUUAUCCGUGUCAUUGUGUUGCCUAUAAGCUGACCUUCAGGAAGGCAUCUGUACUCUUCUCUGCGAUGCCACCAGGAGUCACCAGUUUUUACCUUCUCGCCAUACUACACGUUUUCCCGAUGCCAUUCGUGGCUGAUGAAGUGACGGUGGUACGCCUACAGAGCAUGGAUAUGGCGUCUCGUGAAAGCUACGUUGAUAGCGGGGAGAAUGCCAUCCCGGAUCUCACUCAGUGGACUGUCUGUGUGCGGAUACGGUUCUUUCACUUGGCUCGCCUCAACACCAUCUUCAGCUACACCACCGGCGAGCACUACCAGGAGAUUAUGCUGGGUAUUGACUGGCCUCAGUCCAACCUGCGGCUUGAGUGUUGUAAGUACACAGGGUUUAUGGAGAUGGCGGUACCUCUCCGCCUGUACACUUGGCACCAGAUAUGUCUGUCUGCGGACAUGACCAAGGACGUCCAGUACAUGAUCUUCGAUGACUUGGUAAAUGAAGCGUUAAUUCGUCGUCCUGGCGUCACACGUGAACAACUUAACAAAGUGCGGGGCGGCGGCCGCUUUCUGGUGGGACAGAACUAUAACCCGGCAGCUGAUCUUAUGUUCACCGAAGCAAUUCACGGUGAUUUAGCUGACUUUAGGUUUUAUGAUAUUGCCUUAUCCCCUGAAGACAUGAGAGAAUUUGCUUCGUGUAACGUAACAUUUGAUUUACCUUCUCCUAUGUAUGUCUUUGACAUUAACAUGACCAACUUGGAGUUGAGUGGUGACAGCAAAUUGUAUCGAACAAGUAUAGAAAACAUAUGCUCGAAAGGACCUGAUCUGGUGAUGAUCAUACCCGAAAGAAUAAAUUUUGUUAAAGCACUAGUUAUGUGCAGUUUAUUCACUGGAAGCAUCGUCGUGCCCACAUAUGAUGAGGAAAAUACAGCAAUAUACGACAAGUUCGACGACUUCAAUAAUCACUGUGCAGACAGCUGGGGCACCGCAUUUUGGUUUGGUCUUACAGCAAACUUAACAAGUGGAUGGUGGACGAGAGUGUCAGACGGUAAACCCUUGACAUGGAACAAAUUCGCCAUUGGCUGGGGUGACCCUUCAGAAGAACACAGAUGCAUGGCUGCUGCUGCCGUCAAUACAAGAUACGUUUGGGCUGCCUCACCCUGUGACAUUCAUCAAUGUCCAAUAUGUAACUUUACAACGACUCCGAGGCUACAUAUGCGUGGGCUUUGCAAACUCUCAAAAUUUGAUCGUUAUUAUUCUCCAUUCGACUACAGCAACAUGAAACCAGUAUUAGAGGGAACCUUCCUGAGCAGAAUAUCUUGGGUAAACAAUACUUGGUUAAUCAAGAGCCGCCUGGAGAAGGGGGUGGAGGCUCGCAUGAGUCUCAGAAGCCCAGAUGACUAUCCAUUAGGUCUACAUACAUGGGAGGUGGUAGGCGACACAUGUCGCCUGGAUCAAGUGCAGUUGUUGUUAACGUCAUGCAGCGCUACUGAUUUCACAUGCAGUGACGGGUCAUGCAUUAAGAAGACCAAACGCUGUGACCAAGAGGUUGACUGUCCAGAUAACACGGACGAGCUGAACUGUGACCUCAUUUUGCUCCCCAAAGGAUAUUCCAAAGAAAUUGCGCCACCGGCAGUAGAGUCCCCUCUUUUAUCUCUCCAUAUCUCGCUCGACAUCACCUCCAUCAGGGAAUUUGACAUCUUGGGAUUCAUGUUGGCAGUUGACAUCAUUCAAAGCAUCAGGUGGAGAGACGCGAGGCUUGUCCUGAUGAACCUCCGUCAAGGAAACUUUCCCAACGAAGCAAAAAGCUUUGAUAAACUGUGGCUGCCGGACAUCUUGGUGAAGGAUGGGACCUACAGCCCUACCGACCUGCAGAUGAGACGAGUGAGGCUGUUGGUACGCCGAGACGCAGAUCCUCUCCCUGAUGAUGAUUCCAACUACUCAGAAGAUGAGUUAUACCGCGGGGUGAACAGCACGGUGAAGCUGGUGCAGCAGUAUACAGUUACGCUUAUGUGUCAGUUCCAGCUUCAGGCCUACCCGUUUGACUCUCAGAGGUGUUCCCUGGUCUACUCCAUUCCUGAUCAGGCUGUGGGGAACAUUUUGCUACUACAGGAGGAGGUGAAGUUCACAGGGGAGCGGCGGCUGCUGGAGUACGAGCUGGUCAACGAGACGCUCACCGCCCACGGUAACAUGUCUGCUGCCGUCCAGGUAGAUUCACAUUAUGAGUAA
Molecule: messenger RNA, 2225 nt
Organism: Homarus americanus (American lobster)
Lineage: Eukaryota; Metazoa; Arthropoda; Malacostraca; Decapoda; Nephropidae
Exons: 10
Coding region: 75-2225 (716 amino acids)
Biological process (GO): monoatomic ion transport
Cellular component (GO): membrane
Molecular function (GO): extracellular ligand-gated monoatomic ion channel activity; protein binding
Source: RefSeq, a predicted model, not a curated record